AUAUAAUUUGAGUUGAACAGAACAGAUUUAUCUCACAGGGAGAGGGAGACAACAACAUGUGCAUGUUAGAAUAACACACACCAUGCAUGUAAACUACUCACACUCAAACCAUGUGUUUACAUCUUAUAUAGGUACCUGGUGAACCCUAGUUUCUGCACAAAACGAGAAACUUUACAGCUUACACCAUGACUGCUCUUGCCUUUACACCUAUUCUCAUGCUGUUGCUCUUGGUUGCCAGUCUUCCCACUUCCCUUUCUCAGGACCCUAUCACCCCAGGACCAACCGUAUCCGACUGUAGCCCACGUCUGGUGGCUUUCAUGCCAUGUGCACCAUUUGUGCAAGGCAAUGCUCCGAGACCAGCGCAGUCCUGCUGUGACAAUCUCAAUCAGCUCUAUGGACUGCAGCCUGGUUGUCUUUGUCUCCUCCUCAAUGACACCACUUUAAGUGCUUUUCCCAUAAACAGGACUCUUGCACUGCAGUUACCUGUUCUUUGCAAGCUCCAAGCUAACAGCUCUUCUUGCUCAGGGUUGCCUUACCCUUCGGGUUCAUCUGGUUCUCAAGUUUCUCUAGGGACAAAUCAUAACUCUUCUGUCGCUGCUUCUUCUCCCAUGGGGAACCCAAAUGUUCCAAUGGCACCAAGACCAAGCAUCAUGGGGUUGGGGUUUGGCCGGAGCAAGGCUGGAAGAUUGAAGGCAGAAGGCCUCUUAGCAAUGGUGGCUGCUGCUGUUAUUCUGUUUUCAAGACUCGUGCUUCCAUACUUUUGACUUUGGUUAACAAAGUGUUGUUUCUUAGGUGUAUUUAUAGUUUUGAGCAAGUUAUUUAUUGGAACAAAGUUUAUCUAUUUGGGAAUGAUACAUAUGCUUGCAAUGGUUAAUGUU
Molecule: messenger RNA, 878 nt
Organism: Gossypium arboreum
Lineage: Eukaryota; Viridiplantae; Streptophyta; Magnoliopsida; Malvales; Malvaceae
Product: non-specific lipid transfer protein GPI-anchored 10
Exons: 3
Coding region: 186-764 (192 amino acids)
Source: RefSeq, a predicted model, not a curated record